Cydia fagiglandana is the source of this 1633-nucleotide messenger RNA. RefSeq names its product cytochrome P450 6B6-like. Gene Ontology annotation, molecular function: oxidoreductase activity, acting on paired donors, with incorporation or reduction of molecular oxygen; heme binding; iron ion binding. Bases 33 to 1565 code for a protein of 510 amino acids. The transcript has 2 exons. The record is from RefSeq and is a predicted model, not a curated record. NCBI's taxonomy places the organism in Eukaryota, Metazoa, Arthropoda, Insecta, Lepidoptera, Tortricidae.
CUCAGUUAUCUUUUGUUUUGCAAGCAGUAAACAUGAUUCUUGUCUUGCUCGCGUUGCUGGCAGUUCUUGUGUACUAUUUCGGUACUCGGAACCACGACUACUGGGCCAAGAGGAACGUCAAGCACGACCCGCCCGUGUUCCUGUUCGGAAACAACUUCAAGGGCUUCUGCGGGCGGCAAAGCUUUACAGAGGUAGCCAAUAACUUAUACAACCGGUAUCCUGAUGAGAAAGUUGUCGGUUACUACAGGGGAUCCACUCCCGAGCUGUACAUAAGAGACCCAGAUAUAGUGAGGAAUAUAUUAAGCAAUGAUUUUGCAUAUUUCUAUCCACGAGGCUUCGGAAGGAAUCCAGAGUUGGAUCCGUUGCACGCGAAUCUGUUCCACGCUGACGGCGACCUGUGGAAGCUGAUGCGGCAGCGGCUGACGCCGGCGUUCACCACCGCGCGGCUGAAGGCGAUGUUCCCGCUGGUGGUGCGGUGCGCGGAGCGGCUGCAGGGCGUGGCGCGCGCGGCCGCGGCCCGCCCCGGCGCCUGCGACGUGCGCGAGCUCAUGGCGCGCUUCACCACCGAGUUCAUCGGCGCCUGCGGCUUCGGCGUCGAGACCGACUCCCUCGGCAACGAUGACUCCCACUUCAGAAAGAUCGGCAAGCUCAUAUUUUCCAGACCGCUCUCAGCCUUAAUAAGGCACAUUAUGAGGGAACUUAUCCCUCCGCUAAGAUGUUAUAUACGUGUAUUUAAUCGGAAAAUCAAUGAAGCUUUUUUUAGUUUCGUAAAGAAUAUAAGAGAAGUUAGACAAUGCAAGCCCUCCGGCCGCCAUGAUUUCAUAGACCUGCUCCUGGAGUUAGAAGGUAAGGGAAAGAUAGUAGGGGAAUCAAUUGAGCGCCGAAACCCAGACGGUACGCCUGUGACGGUGGAGAUGGAAAUGGAUUUGAAAAUGAUGGCGGCCCAAGUGUUCAUAUUCUUUGCCGCGGGUUUUGAGACGUCCUCGUCGGCCACAAGUUAUACUUUGCACCAGCUCGCGUUUAAUCCUGAAUUACAAUUAAAAAUUCAAUUGGAGAUCGAUGAAGUGCUUCAAAAAUAUGAUGAUAAGUUGUGCUACGACGCCGUGACGGAGAUGACGCUGCUGAGUAUGGCUUUCAAGGAGGCGAUGAGGAUGUUUCCGUCGCUGGGCGUGCUGAACCGCGUGUGUGCUCGGCCAUACACGUUUCCUGAGCUGGGGCUGACCGUGGACCCCGGAGUGAGGAUCGUCAUCCCGUUGGAAGCGCUUCAGAACGAUGAGAAAUACUUCGACAACCCGCGAGAGUUUCGGCCAGAGCGAUUUAGUCCGGAAGAAGUAAAGAAGCGACAUAAAUUUGUUUAUUUGCCCUUCGGUGAUGGACCCCGAGCAUGUAUAGGAUCGAGACUGGGCGAGAUGCAGUCACUGGCUGGGCUGGCGGCGGUCCUACAGGCGUGCAGCGUGGCACCGGCGUCGACCACCAAGCGGGUGCCGCCGCUGGACUCGCGGGCUAACGUCACACAGGCUGUGAAGGGAGGCCUACCGCUCCAGCUUACUGUUAGGGUCCAAUGAGUCGGAAACAAGAUGUAAAAAAUUUGCGAAGCGUAGUUUUAUUGCUCUUCUAUUAAACGAGAUAAUUG